CACGGUGGGGCGCUGUGGUGAGACAAAAAAUGAUGGUAACCACAAUAACACGACGAAAUAUCGCGUGACUUCCAUUACUGUCGUGAGGGGUUGAUGCGAGGAAGUGGAAAUCAAAAUUAUUGAUCAAUAUUUUUAGAAAAUCGUAACAGGCGAUAUUUACGUUCACCGCCUAUUAAUUUAUCGAGUAGAACGCGGGGGAAACUACAAAGACAUACGCUACCGUUCGGCUACUGCCAACGGGCACGGUAUCAGGCAGCCCAAGGGAAUUUUUAAAUUUCCGAUAGCUGUUUUUGCUAACUAUGCUAGCGCUAGCAGGUUAGCUUUGUUUACAUCAGGCGCGCGCCAGGACCGACUUGCUAGCAUACUUGCUAACAAAGCAAUAUAUCCACUUUAUUAAAACAUACUUGUAUAUAUUAUUUAUCAACAACGAGUGAUUAUUAACGUGAUUAUAUCAAUUUCAUGGCCGAGUUUAGGCUUUCGUGCGAAGCGUUUAGCUGACACCGCGAGCUACGCAAUGCUAAGCGUCCCUUUGACGAUGGCUCCGUUUACGUUUGCUGUUAACGUCGAGCGUUCGCUACGGAUAAUGUGAACUAAUUAUGACAACAUAUAAGUGACUUCAUCGGGUACUUUCUUGCAUCAGAAGGAUAUCCUGAAGCGAAGCUCAAAUAAAAGGGGGACCAGCGAUGCUAACGCUAAGCUAGCCACCUGCUGAGCUAGCGUGCAGCGAUCAUGGCGUUAGCAUGCUAGUUCCCACACGAUUGUGACACGAAACGCUCGAUUGAGGUCCUGCUGUUUUCUUUAUUUCUUCUCAUUAACCCCGAAACUGGACUAGCUUUAAAGCGGGCAGUGAGUGUGUGGAUAUUUGACUCCCGGAGGCGGCGAUGAACCCAGUCAACGCAGCCGCCCUGUACGUGUCCGCCAGCCGGGCUGUGCUGCAGUGUGACCCGCGGCAGCCGCACACUUUCUCCGACAUGUACACCCUGCUGCCCUUCUUCCGCCAAUCGCUUGCAUGCCUCGUCUGUGGUAAGCUGCUGCAGGAUCCCAUCUCUCAGACACAUCCCGAGUGUCAGCAUUAUGUGUGUUUGGGCUGCAAAGGGCAGAAGAUGCAGAUCAGGCCGUCGUGCAGCCGCUGUAAGGACUAUUCUGGCUUCCAGGAGAACAAGCAGCUCUCCUUGCUGGUGCAGCUCUACAGGAAGCUCUGCCUCUAUGUCACACACUCGCCUCUGCUGCAGUCCAUCAGUAGCCAUGCCGGCGGCAACCCAGAGGUCAUGGCCCUGCUGGAGGAGGCGCUCCCAUCACAGGACCAGGAGAUGGAGGAUGCCGGCCUGGAUGAGCCGGAUCACUCCGCCGUGGAGUCCCUGACCCCCACGGAGGCACCACCCGUUCCUGCCGAGCUCUCGGCUGCGCCACAGAGCUCCUCAUCUGACCCGCCCUUCUCCAACGGACCACAGGAAUGCAACGGAGAACUCCUGGAGAGCCUGGACCCCUCCUCUCCUGAGCUGGAAGUGUGCGAGCUGAUAGAGGAGCAGCCCCCGGUGGGACUCUCCGUGUCUGACACCGCGACCCUGGAACUGAGUCUGACCACUGGACCCUUCGCCCCCACUCCGGGCACCGUGUGCUCACUCAGGGACGGGGACUUGGGUGGCAGGGAGCUGGAGGAGGGUGAGGUGCUGCUCCUCAGCGUGGAGGAGGUUCUACAGACACUAGAUCCCCUGCAGCCGGGACCCGACGCUCCUCUUGUGCUGCCGCAGAGGACACACACUCACACGCACAUAUCCACAGACAGAACGCAAAUGUACCUGCAGCUGGAGCCAGCACACAACUAUACACAGGUGCAAACAGACAGGACUCACAGCCACGGAGCCCCGGUGUACUCCUCUGCCUCGUUUGCGCCACCUGUGGCCUCCAAGCCGCCACCCGUGCGCCUUAAACGCAAGCGAUCGCGGUCAGAGAGUGACAGGGAGAAGGUGAAGCCCCUCCCCAUCGCCUCCAUCCUGCAGGGCUCGUCCUUGCCCAUACAGACACAUCACACCACUCACGCCCCGCAUGCUCAUCACCCACCCGCCACGCCCUCCUUAAUUGCACCAGCACACACCUACUCUUCCCUCCCGCUUAAUGGGGCGCCCCCAAAGACCAGCCGACCCGCCCAGAACCACAGCAAAGGCCCCCGCAAGCACGGUGACAUGGGUGGCAAGAAGCCGCACACCAAGGCGCGCUCCAGCGGCGGCGCCAAGAACAAGGAACGCAGCAAAGACCAGCGGCUGCAGCUGUCCAGCUGUCUGGUGCCCCCAGCCCAGGUCAGGGCCCCCUACAAGAAACCUGUGGAGAAGAAAGGCUGCAAGUGUGGGCGUGCCACUCAAAACCCUUCUGUGCUCACCUGCAGGGGGCAGCGCUGCCCUUGUUACUCAAACCGCAAGGCGUGUUUGGACUGCAUCUGCCGCGGCUGCCAGAACUCCUACAUGGCAAACGGCGAGAAGAAGCUGGAGGCCUUUGCCGUGCCCGAGAAGGCGCUGGAGCAGACACGUCUCACGCUGGGCAUCAACCUCACCAGCAUCACGGCAGCGGCGGCGCUCCGCAGCCCGGCCGGGAGCAGCAUCCGGGCCAACACCCUCCUCAAUGUUGCCACAGCCACCGGCACCCCCGUCACCACCGCCUUUCUUUCACCCAGCCCGCCACAAGAACCCUCCUACGAGGACAGCCUGGAGCUGCUCAUCGGAUAAAAGGCGGGGGACUCCUCUUUAAAAAAAAAACAAAAAAAAAAACUAAAAACGGGAGAACUCUUGGUGCUGAUUGAAUGUUACUUAACAGCCCGCACCUCCCCUCCCUGCCUGAAGGGGGCGUGGUAGGCAUCCAUGGCAGCUAUGGCUUGUCCUGUCAUCUGCUGCUGCUCUUAUUCUUCUGAGUAGUGAGACUAGCAUGGGUGUGCCAAAGCCUUCUGUAUCGUGCCUGUGUGUGUGUGUGUGUGUGUGUGUGUAGUUUAACGGUUAUCCUAGAGGUGCUUUAUUUUAUCAUAUGUUUUUCAUCUCCACACAGGCCACCGGAGAAGGCUGAAGCACCCUCACACCAGGUGUCAUUGUAGGGCUGGACUUUUCCAGCGCGUCCAUGUCAUCAUGUCAUCAUAGCACUUGACUGACCCGAAAGCACUUAGUGUCAAUUAUAACGAGCAUUGGUUACCAUAGCAAUAGAAACACACACACACACACACACACACAGUUGUUUAUAGUACUUGCCUCUAAACGAUUACACUGCAAUGUUUUCCCCAGCAUGAGAUUGUACACUGCUGUGUGUCUGUAGAUUCAACUCAAGCCAUAAGACACCGCCAUGUUGUUGCGGCACGGCCGUGAGACCACAUUUUGUUUCUUUGUCUACCAAGAAAUUUGGUACCAUUUUUCUGUUUAAAGCACCUCCAGGUUGUGUGUGUGUGUGUGUGUGUGCGCGCGUGUGCGCGCGUGCAUCUUGUCGUCUUCACUGUAACCGCAACAUGUGACGGUCCCCAAAAAAAAGACUGAAAAAAAGACGACAGAGUCAGGACUCUUGCUAUAGAGCAUCUUUGUUCUCUAUUUACAAGACGUAGCUGAUCAGCAGAUUUAAUGUACCCAUAUGUUUGUGUGUGUGUGUGUUUCCAAAUGUAUUUCUUUUUGGGCAUUACUUGAACCCCCCCAUUUCUCCAGGUUUAGUUUUAGAUCUUUUUUUUUAAAUUGCUAAAACUUUUGUUCGAGGAGUUCUGAAACAUUCACUGCCAUAAUAUGGAAACAUGUCAUGCAAACGGGAAUUAAAAGAUAGUUUUUUACUUUUUCA
Doryrhamphus excisus (bluestripe pipefish) is the source of this 3798-nucleotide messenger RNA. It is a transcript of the gene msl2a, whose product is annotated as MSL complex subunit 2a. Gene Ontology annotation, biological process: protein ubiquitination. Lineage: Eukaryota; Metazoa; Chordata; Actinopteri; Syngnathiformes; Syngnathidae. Gene Ontology annotation, molecular function: ubiquitin protein ligase activity. Gene Ontology annotation, cellular component: MSL complex. The record is from RefSeq and is a predicted model, not a curated record.